GGCUGCCUGUUGCCUGGUAACAGAGCCCGCCUCUCAUCUCUACUCCCACUGCGCACGCGCGCAGCCGUCAGCUGGGCGCCGAGGAAGCAGCAUCAUGGCGGCGUCCGCUCGCAGCGUGCAGUGUGCCCUGCGGAGAGCGACGAUCCCGUCGUUGGUGGUGAUUUUGGGAGCUACCGGCACCGGCAAGUCCAAGCUGGCGAUCGAGAUCGGAAAACGGCUUCAGGGAGAAGUAAUCAGCGCCGACUCCAUGCAGGUGUACCAGGGCCUCGACAUUAUCACCAAUAAGGUGACAGCUGAGGAGUGCGCCCAGUGCAGACAUCACAUGAUCAGCUUUGUGGACCCGUUAGUUAGCAGCUACACGGUGGUGGACUUCAGGAACAAAGCCCUGACUCUAAUAGAUGACAUGCACAGCAGAAACAAACUGCCGGUCAUUGUAGGAGGAACAAACUAUUACAUUGAGUCUCUGCUGUGGAGAGUCCUGCUGGAUACAGGGCAGGAGAACGAGGAGUCAGGGGACGGAGGAGGUGGCGCUCCAAACAGGAAGUUGGAGUUGGAGAAACUGGGAGGAGCUGAGUUACAUAAACGACUGGCGGAGGUGGACCCCAAAAUGGCUGCCAUGUUGCACCCCAAUGACAAACGCAAGAUAGCCAGGAGUCUUCAAAUCCAUGAGGAGACAGGUGUCCCCCAUAGCCGCUGGCUUGAGGAGCAGAGGGGUCAGGAGGGAGGCAAUGGACUGGGGGGGCCGCUGAGAUACCCAGACCCCUGCAUCUUCUGGCUGCACGCUGACAUGGACGCUCUAGACAAGCGGUUGGAUGCUCGUGUAGAUGAGAUGUUGUCUGCUGGAGUGAUAGAGGAGCUCAGAGACUUCCAUGUCUGCUACAAUCAGCAGAAAGUCCAGGAUGAGAGUCAGGACUAUCAACAUGGGAUUUUCCAGUCGAUCGGUUUUAAGGAGUUUCAUGAUUACCUGAUCGCUCCUGAAAGCAGCACCCAGCAGGAGAAAGACACACUACGAGACAAAGGUAUAGAAGCUUUGAAGAUUGCUACAAGGCGUUACGCCCGCAAACAGAAUAAAUGGGUCCGUAACCGCUUCCUUAAACGACCAGGGGACAACGUGCCAGUGGUGUAUGGCCUGGAUGUGACGGACGUGUCGAGGUGGGAGGAGACGGUGCUGAACCCUGCACUGCAGAUACUGGACAGUCUCAGCAAGGGUGAGAAGCCUGCUAUUGCACCAAUCAGGGUACAGGGGGCGGAGCAGAGAAACAAACGAAGCCACCAUUCAUGUGAUCUGUGUGACAAAGUGAUUAUCGGUGACCUGGAGUGGACAGCUCACCUGAAGUCCAAAAAGCAUCACUAUCAUGUGAGGAAGAAGAGGAAGUCUGACCCAGCCUGUGACCAAUCCGAAGUUACCACUGCACCUCCUGCCUCUGCUGCAGAGAUUGCAGAGAGCCUCUCAAAGGACUCUUGUGCUACUGUUGCCCCGGGCUGCAGUGAAACCUCUCAGGAGUCUUCCCAAGACACCAGGACAACACAUAAGGAAGUACCUGUGACUUCUUAAGAGUCGCGCAGACAUGGACUGCAUACAUCUUCAUUCAGGUUUCCACCACUGUUCUGCACUAACAGCUUGAUGUUUCCUUAAAGUUCUUAUAGGGCUACUUUCUUACUUCUCAUAGAGUCAAAUUGAACUAUAUUUUCUCUUUGAUCCUUUCCUUUUGAAUGGGAUGACGGACCUUCUCAGCCCAGUGAUAGUGAAAUUAAUAAGACUGAUCAUUGCCGAAUGUGGAUACAUAAUUUUUUUUAUUUUAAAUUUGAAAUACUGCAAAAAUAAUUUUUUACUUUCAUUCGUAGUUGUUCAUGUGUAUGGAUCCUUGAAGUGAUUCAUUGUUGUAGUCGAGAUGUUGAUGGUCAGGACAAUUCAACAUUGUGGACUCAAAAAGAUAAAUCUAACGUUUCAUGGUGUGUGCAGCCAAGGAACUACAUUUUUUAAGGAAUCUUUUUUGCCACUGCCUGAAAAUCAAAUUUAAGUUGUAAGAGAGAGGUUUAUUUUUCUGUUUUUGCAGAAUGUGCCAUAAAUGAAGUGGCGAUCUUUCAUACUGUUGUUACACACUGUUAGCAUUUCAGGAUUUAAGUUCUUUGCCUUGUCUUUAGCUUAGCCACUUUUAACUUCAUCCAGUUGGUUUUGAAAAUGUUCAAUAAGCCAAAGGAUCUUAAAGUUUCUCAACCAAUGGAGGAUGAUAUACUUUGUAUCACUGAAGUGAAAAAGGAAAAUUGGAUUUGAGAGGUUUUCGCAUGACACCAGCGGUAGUUUUACCUUAAUCUCCGUGAGACUGUUUGCCUGCUGCCACCUUGUUUUAACUUGUCAUUAAAUACGUUUUUCUAGCUCUU
Siniperca chuatsi (mandarin fish) is the source of this 2382-nucleotide messenger RNA. RefSeq names its product tRNA isopentenyltransferase 1 (gene trit1). Bases 95 to 1555 code for a protein of 486 amino acids. Gene Ontology annotation, biological process: tRNA modification. Lineage: Eukaryota; Metazoa; Chordata; Actinopteri; Centrarchiformes; Sinipercidae. The transcript is spliced from 11 exons. Gene Ontology annotation, cellular component: mitochondrion. The record is from RefSeq and is a predicted model, not a curated record. Gene Ontology annotation, molecular function: tRNA dimethylallyltransferase activity; ATP binding.